AUGGCUGUUAUAAGGAUCAAGAAGCCCAGAGAGCCAAAGCAAGAGGAGGCGGCAUUAGAAGACGAGCCCAAAUUAAAGAGAAUCCGCAUAAAGGCUAAGGUCAAUAAUGAUGAGGACGCCACGCCAAAGCCAAAAUUGAAGAUAAGCCUAAAGAAAAAAAGAGACAAUAUUGAAAGUAAAGAGAAGAAAAAUUCGUUGAAGCUCAAACUGAAUUUGAAGAAGAAUGAAGAUGUAGUUAAAAAGGUCCAUAAAACUCCAAAACUACGUCUCAAACCCAUUAGAAUUCCUGGUGAGGCAUACGACUCAGAGRCAUCUGACAUUGAAGAUGACCCCCUGAUAGAGACCGGUAUAGUAUUGAGAAUACUCCCGGAUAUACAAUUAGAGUUCGUAAAAAAUUCGUUGGAAUCCGGUGAUUACUCUGGGAUAAGUAUCAAAUGGAAGAAUGAAAGACAUGCCAUUGUGACUAUCAACGGUGUAAUGUAUGGUGCCAUUGUAGUAGAUUUACCUACAGUGAUAGAAGUGAAUAAGUCUGUCGAUAGAAAGAAUCUUUUGAAGACUUUUGAUGUGUCACAAAUGUUAUUAUGCGUAAGAUCUAUACAAAAUGAAGAAGAGGUGUAUGCUUUAGAAGCACCAGAUACGGAAGACUUAGUGGUUAAGCACUUUGAAGAAAUUGAGGACGAAAUCUCGGAAAACAAAGAAGCCUUUGUGAAAGGAUACAAUGGUGCACCGCUGAGCGAUGCAGAGGCAAAGCAUUUGAAAAAAAUUGCUUUGAAGAACUAUGAUUACAAGCAUGGGAUAUCACCACCUCUAUACAAUGUGCGAAAUAGGCGAUUCAGGCGGAAAAUGGACMCGAAUGAAAUAGACUAUGUAGAGAAAGUGAUUGAUAUGCUCUUGAAGCAAGACAAACAGGCUGAAGAGGUUAGCUACGAUCUGGUCGAUGAGAGUGAACUACAAACAAAGCAAGAGCGCGUUUCCAGUUGGGAGAAUUUCAAAGAGGAGCAUGGAGAGCCUUCAGUCGGACCCAAGAAGAAAGAAGAAAUACCUACAAUCACACCAGUAGCCGCUGAACAGCAAGAGGAAGGGGAAGAGGAAGAGGACGAGGACCUUGACUUGGGAGCUGCCUUUGAAAGUGAAGAAGAAGAAGAAGAAGGAAAUGUCGCUGACAGAAACAAGAGACAGCAACAGGAAGAAGUCGGUGAUGAGGUUGAUCAAGACACAGAAGGUGAAGACGAUGAAGAUGAGGAGGAUGAAGAGGAAGAAGAUGAAGGCGACAAUGAAGUAGCAGGAGGAGAGAGCGAAUCUGAAGAAGAAAAAGAUGAAAACAGACAGCACACGGAACUUCUUGUUGACGAAUUGAACGAACUAGAGACCACACUGGCCCACACAAGACACAAGCUGGGCAAGGCCACGAAUCCUCUCUUGAAAAGCAGGUUUAUCGACAGCAUCAAGAAGCUUGAGAAGGAAGCAGAAUUGAAACGCAAGCAACUGCAACAAACCGAAGAGUCUUCCCAGAAGCAGCAUCAACAACCUCCUGACACAGAAGUCCCACACAACGAAGAAGAAGACGAGGAUGAGGACGAGGACGAAGAAGAAGAAGACGAGGCAGAAGAAGAAGAAGAUGAAGAGGAUGAGAACGAAGAAGAGGAUGAGAACGACGAAGGGGAACACACGCAAGAGGGCAAGAUUACCGGCGAUGCCGGUGAGGCUCCAGCAGAAGAAACACACGAGCUUGACCAAAAUGACCUCGACAUGAUGAUGCUGUUCGGUGCGGAGGGCGAUGAGUAA
Messenger RNA from Saccharomyces eubayanus, 1785 nucleotides. It is a transcript of the gene TAF7, whose product is annotated as TATA-binding protein-associated factor TAF7. The coding region runs from base 1 to 1785 and encodes 594 amino acids. Gene Ontology annotation, cellular component: transcription factor TFIID complex. The transcript has a single exon. The record is from RefSeq and is a predicted model, not a curated record. NCBI's taxonomy places the organism in Eukaryota, Fungi, Ascomycota, Saccharomycetes, Saccharomycetales, Saccharomycetaceae. Gene Ontology annotation, biological process: transcription initiation at RNA polymerase II promoter; RNA polymerase II preinitiation complex assembly. Gene Ontology annotation, molecular function: RNA polymerase II general transcription initiation factor activity.